GAACAGCGGAAGUGACAGCAGCAACUUCCCCCCCAACAAUAACCUCAUCACUCCGUUUAUUAGUGCACGGAGCUCCGCUUCCCCGGUCCAGACAUGUCUACUGCGUACAGGAACAGAAUACAAGAGUUCAAGGUGGCUUUGAGUGAGGAAAACAUCAACUUGAAGACACUGAGGGAGCUGUGCUUUAACGGGAUUCCUUUUGAAGGAGGCACAAGAUCUCUUUGCUGGAAAAUCCUUCUCAAUUAUCUGCCUCUUGAUCAGUCAAUAUGGGAGUCGUUCCUCAAAAAGCAGAGAGAGGGCUACACCCAGUUCCUGAAAGAAAUGAUCAUCCAGCCCGGCAUCGCCAAAGCCAACCUGGGCCUUUCCAGAGAAGAUGUAACGAUGGAGGACCAUCCUCUAAACCCCAACCCAGACAGCAGGUGGAAUAACUACUUCAAGGAUAAUGAAAUCUUACUGCAGAUUGACAAAGACGUCAGACGGUUGUGCCCAGACAUGGCGUUCUUCCAGCGUCCUACAGAAUACCCGUGCCAGCUCAUCCUGGACCCUCAGAACGAUUAUGAGACGCUUCGCCGUCGAGUGGAACAAACCACCCUGAAAGCACAAACGGUCAACCGGAACCGCAGCGGCGUCACCAACGUCAGUUCUCCUGGAAAGGCCUUGAACCUGUAUCCAUCGAACGAAUACGAGGUUCUGCCCAAUGGCAGUGAAGCUCACUGGGAGGUGGUGGAGCGGAUUCUCUUCAUCUACGCCAAACUCAACCCGGGCAUCGCUUACGUGCAGGGCAUGAACGAGAUCGUCGGGCCGAUUUACUACACGUUUGCCACAGACCCUAACGACGAGUGGAAAGAACACGCUGAAGCAGAUACCUUCUUUUGUUUCACCAACCUGAUGUCGGAGAACAGGGACAACUUCAUCAAGAGUCUGGAUGACUCUCAGUGCGGCAUCACCUACAAGAUGGAGAGCGUGUACUCCAUGCUCAAAGAGAAGGACCUGGACCUUUACCGCAAGUUGGAGGAGCAGAACAUCAAACCCCAGUACUUCACUUUCCGCUGGCUGACCCUGUUGCUGUCGCAGGAAUUCCUCCUGCCGGACGUCAUUCGCAUCUGGGACACGCUGUUCUCGGACCAGGACCGGUUCAACUUCCUCAUCGUGGUCUGCUGUGCCAUGCUCGCACUCAUCAGGGACGACUUACUGGCAGGAGACUUCACGGUGAACAUGAGAUCACUGCAGGAUUACCCCAUCUCAGAUGUUUCCAAAAUUCUGACCAAGGCCAAAGAACUGCAGGAAAACUCCUAAUCCCAUCGCUCGCCUCCUCCAUCCAGCCUUCUCGGCUCGCGUUGCGACAUACUGUAGGAUGUCUGGCCACUGGGGAAACGACAGCCUUGGAAAAAACCCUGGAGGACUCACUGAAAAACGAUCGCCAGCCUCAAACCGAGAGGUCGGGCGACCGCGUGCUACGAUGAGCAUUAUGGGUAAAGGCUCCCCAAGUAUGUCUUCCUUAUGCUCCUCACAGCCCUUUCUCCCAUGGAGACAUGUUUGCGGUGAUUUUGCGGAGUCGCAGCGAUCCGACAUCGCCGACCUUUUGUUUGCCAGGACAAACAGAGAAGAAAUGUUCAGAGAAACUGAGCUGCACUGCAAAAACUCAAAAUCUUAACAAGAAUAUUUGUCUUAUUUUUCUAAUUAAAAUGUCUCAUUUUUAGUCAAAAAAAAUCUCAUUACACUUAAAACAAGACUCAUCACCUG
Messenger RNA from Cololabis saira (Pacific saury), 1743 nucleotides. It is a transcript of the gene tbc1d13, whose product is annotated as TBC1 domain family, member 13. The coding region runs from base 94 to 1296 and encodes 400 amino acids. The transcript is spliced from 13 exons. NCBI's taxonomy places the organism in Eukaryota, Metazoa, Chordata, Actinopteri, Beloniformes, Belonidae. Gene Ontology annotation, biological process: intracellular protein transport; activation of GTPase activity. Gene Ontology annotation, molecular function: GTPase activator activity. The record is from RefSeq and is a predicted model, not a curated record.